This is a messenger RNA of Polyodon spathula (Mississippi paddlefish), 4631 nucleotides long. RefSeq names its product USP6 N-terminal-like protein. The record is from RefSeq and is a predicted model, not a curated record. NCBI's taxonomy places the organism in Eukaryota, Metazoa, Chordata, Actinopteri, Acipenseriformes, Polyodontidae. The coding region runs from base 550 to 3225 and encodes 891 amino acids. The transcript is spliced from 16 exons.
AUGUCCAAUAGGAAUGCAUGGGCGGGGUCAUGUAUUUAUUUCCAGUCUUUUGGAUCAUUUCCAAGUCGUUCAUUUAGCCAUUGAAGUACGUCCAGAGAUUUGGCUAUAGAGAAACUAAGACCAGCCUGUUAAAUGGAUCAGCUUUCUUCUGUCUGUCUGUAUUCUUUAAAUAGGAUUCAGUUUGUUACAUGAAAAGCCCUAUAAUCUUACAGGCAAAGUUCCUGCUUGUGUUUCAGUAAUUAAUCUCCCUGAAGCUUAAAGUUGCACCAGUCCAUGAAGGUAAAUAUGGGCUGGGAGCAGCUGAGAAACGUGUAAAAUAGGGGCAUCCUUUCUGUUGAGCUUCAGUGAGGUACAAGACAGCGAGACCGCACAGCUACAGGAGAACACAUAACAAAACAAUGAACGAGUGUUACAGUGCAAUACAUAUCUUUGAGCAGUCAUGACAGAAGAAAACCCAAUGCCCCCAAAAGCCUAUUGACUGAGAUACUGACAUGAAGAAAGACAUUGAGGCGUUGAUAGCACAAGAACGAGCUGAAAUCAUCUCCAAAUAUGACAAGAAGCUGGUCAUUCAUUUAUGAGCCCAUCAUUAUACAGCACCGCCCUCUUCCGCAGAAUAAAAACAACGGUCGGUGUGAAGGAGCACAGAUCGACCCCUGGGAAGAUGCUGAUUUUAACAUAUACAAAGUCACUGACCGCUUUGGCUUCCUACAUGAGGAGGAGCUGCCGACACCGAGUGCACUGGAGGAGAAGCAAAAACAGCAAGAGAUUGAAAGAGUGGACAAAUGGCUGAAAAUGUUAAAGAAAUGGGAUAAAUACAGAAACAGUGAGAAGAUGAUGCGGAGAAUCUAUAAAGGAAUUCCCUUGCAUCUACGAGGUCAGGUCUGGUCUGUGCUGCUCGAUGUGGAAAAGAUAAAGAAUGAGAACACAGGAAAAUACGAGAAAAUGAAACAGCAAGCCAGGCUCUACUCCACAGAAAUCAAACAGAUAGAUCUGGAUGUGAACCGCACCUUUAGAAACCACAUCAUGUUCAGGGAUCGCUUUGGAGUGAAGCAGCAGGCACUUUUUGAUGUCUUGGCAGCUUACUCCGUUUACAACACAGAGGUGAGCUACUGUCAAGGAAUGAGUCAGAUCGCAGCCAUCCUUCUGAUGUAUCUCAAUGAAGAGGAUGCUUUCUGGGCAUUGUCACAGCUGCUGACAAAUCAGAAACACGCAAUGCAUGGGUUUUUUAUUCCUGGAUUCCACAAACUUCUGCGGUUUCAAGCACACCACGACCAGAUACUAUCCAGGCUGAUUCCCAAGCUGAAGAAGCACUUGGACAGGGAGCAGAUGUCUACAGGGAUUUAUACCACCAAAUGGUUCCUCCAGUGUUUUAUAGACCGGACCCCCUUUACAUUGACCCUUCGUCUAUGGGAUAUCUAUAUUUUGGAAGGUGAACGGGUCCUGACUGCAAUGGCUUACACCGUACUCAAACUGCACAAGAAGAACCUGUUGAAAAUGUCGUUAGAAGAGCUGCGUGAGUUUCUUCAAGAGAAUAUUGUCAGAUCUUUUCAUUUGAAUGAUGACAUUGUCAUAGAGCAGCUCCAAGCAUCCAUGACUGAACUGCGGAAAAUGAAGCUUGAUCUUCCAACUCCAGCAAAACCUGAUGAAUUUCCCAAGAAACCGCUUGGCCAGGAGAUACCAGUCUCCCUUAUACCCAUGAAACCACACCUUACUGCCAACGGGAAGAAUAAGAUCGCCAGGCCAGAGUCAGUCAGACUCAAAAUUGAGGGAGAUCAGGAAAGGAUACUGUCAGAUAACAGCCCUCUGUCACUCAGUGAGAACAAUUUUAAUACUGGUAAUGGUGAAAACCUGCCCAUUCCUUCUCCAGAGCCCAUUCUGGUUCAUUCUUACAAACUGCACAAUGACUCUUUGCCAGGAGAGCAGCCCUUCAUUCAUGCUGGAAGUCAAAUCAAUGCCUCAGAAACAAGCCAGCCUCUGAUUUUGGAAAACCCUAGCACUAUUUCAGAGAAUGUAGCUUCUACUGGGCCUGGGUUAUCAAAUUUUAACAAGGAUGUUAUUUCAGAAAAGAAGGAGGGAACCCCCUUGUUAGAAGAACUUGCAGGUCCCGCAAUGGAAGGAGGGUUCCAUACAGCAGAGGGAUGCUUUCCAGCCCUAGAGGAAAAAAAUAAACCAGACGAGAGCAAAGUUGCCAUUCACACAGAGCAACAGCAAGAGCUAAACGACUGGCCCCCACCGUAUGUACAUGUUGAGACUGAUAGUAUAUGCUCUACUGCUCAGAUAGUAGAGAAUGAGGAAUUAUUUGUACAACAGCCAGAACUCUUUGACUUGCCUCCACCCCCACCAGAAUCGUAUCUUUGUGACGACUGCUACACUGCUGUCCUACCUCAAGAUGAUAUUUCUUUCUCAGAAGACCUACCACUGCCCUCAGAUCCAGUUCCCCUCCUAAUUAAGGAGGACCUCUCCUUUCCCCCGCCUAUACCAGAAGACAAUAUGGUUACUCUUGGGGUACCAGAACACUUGGGAGAAAGACGGCCCUCAAAUACAUCCCAUUAUGAUAAUUUGUCAGAUGGGGAAUUUGAGGAUCAGUACUUGGGCAAACUUCUUGAACUGACUGGUACUGGAUCUCAAAGUGAAAUUGCAGCACAAAGCUCACAAAUAUCCAACCUUCCCAAACCUUCUGGUGACAGUUCAAGCAUGCCGGCACUGUUAGAGAAAGAGGAUUUUGCAUUGUUUCUUCCACCAUCGCUGCCGCCACCACCACGUUUACCCUUUUACCCACCAAAGCAAACAUCUGCAGCUUCUUCCAGACAGCCCCCAUUCCUCCAGAUUUAUGAGCCCAGUCAAGAUCUGGGCUACACAGGGCAAGAGUACAGCAGAACUGUUACCAGCCAAUCGUCUGUUCAAGAGGAGGCACUGAGUCCAUUUCAAAUAGUCGAAUCCACCACCCCCAUCCAUAUGGCCUACGCUCGGGGGCGCAACCACUUGAACCAAAAGCAAAUAGCAUUGCCCAUCCAGGACGAGUUGAUAGAAAGCUGUAAUGAAGAGGCUAAGCUCUUCAUAGUUGAAGAGGGGGAACCUCUGUUAGUGAGAAGGAAGCCUUCACCCAUCCUAACCUCGCCGCCCCCUGCAGUAAAAGCUAAAUCAGUUCCCACAGCCCAUUCGGAUACAGAAUUCUAUCAGGCACACUCCUCAAAUCCCCAGCUUUCUAAAUCAGUAACAUUUUAAAUUACAGCUUGAUGGCAUUGGGCAGACUUUAAGUUUGCCGAACACUUUGUGAAUAAAACCUUUUUUUUUUUUUUUUUUUUGUGCUUUGAUAUGUAUUAGUCACGUAUCCAGGGUCAUUUAUCAGCUGUGGAUUAAAACCGAACAACAACUGGGCUCAAAUGGACUUUAACUGAACAUUAGAUCCCUGUGAUUUAGUAAAUAACAGCUCCCAUACUGAGCAUAAGAGUUCUCUGAUUUGAGUCAAGUGUCAGGUAGACACUACAAACCAAUGGAGUGAGUAUCUGAUUGGUCUUUUUUCCGCAGUUCAUUUAAUGAUCCGGGGUCCAGUGUGUACAUAAUAAAUACCAAAGCUAUCUCAGUUAUGUGUAACAGUAACAUAUUAAGUGCCAAUUUCUGACCAACCACCUGCAUUUUCUAAAAUGAGAAGCUGUUACACAAACUUCUUUCUUCAUUAGAUGCAAACAUACUGUGCAACUUUUAUAAAUGGAAAUGUCUUGUAGCAAGUUUUCCUAACCUUUUAUUUACUACUUUGAAAAGUAUACUUUUUAAAGUUUCUAUUUUUUAGAUUCAUGCUGUUAUUUUUAAAACUUUUUUCACCAUGACCUUUUGAUCUGUUCCACUUCUUAAAAACCAGAAAUCUGACAGAAUAUAUGAAGGAGUAAUGACCAACUUAAAAGCAUUUAUUUAUUGAAUUGUGCACAGACAGUUAUUCAAAGAGCAGCAAAAAGCCAUAUUUUAAAACAGAAAUGUUUUAUUUUUACAUGUUUUAAAUAUACAGUACAGCACUGGCUUUUUAGCAACUUCUGCCCUUAAAAUUUGUAAUCUGCAAUUUCUUAGUGGUGGAUGUCAUUCUUGUUUAGGAUCAUGAUGUGUUUUCUGUAUAAUUCACUAUUACUGUUGUUGCUUAGAUUAUUAUUUCCCAGGCUAUUUCAACAACAUGUCCUUCAACCACUUCAAGGGAAAAGAGUUGAAAAAGGACCACAAGGGCUGUGUAGCUGAAAUCCCUGUCCCCUCUGAAACAUCUCUACAUGUCCCCAAUAAAGGUACUAGAAUUCACCCCCAAAGUAUUUAUUAAUACUUACCAUGUAUUUUCUUACGUGACUAGGUAUCUGAAGUAAAAGUGGUGUUUUGUUUUUUACUUGGCAAAUAUAAAAUGCAGAAUCCACAGGUAACUAUUAUAAUUGAUGUAUUCUAUCUUGCCAUAGAAACAUAACACUGUAUUGAAAACAAAAAUAUCUUUGUGAUCUUCAUGUACAUAUGUAGGUAUGCAAAAAACAUAUUCUGAUAAAAUACAUGUUCCUACGUCAUGACUAAGGAUCUAUGAAAAUCGUUAAAAUUCACAGCAUUGUCACGGGUAAAGUAUCGUAUUUCACGGAAUGCGUACAUAUAUAUAAAAUAAAUUAUGU